AUGCUGGAAAAGCAUUUUGCACGAAGUGAACGGAGCCACGCACAAAUGCAAAGGGAACCAAGCCAAGUCAUGGCUACCCCUGGAACCUGCCGCCUCCUGGAGAAAGGGAUAACAGUAUCUCCUCAGUGGGAAAAUGUGCCUAGAGGAGAAGCAGAUCUUAUGGUGGACUGGGUGGCUGAAGAUGGAGGACAGGAGCUGUCAGCAGAGCCAACCAAAGGGCGGCGUCUGCGCCGUACAGUCAGUGUUCCUUCCGAAGGCCAGUUUUCUGACAUUCCACUGCUGCAAAUCUCAGUAAUGCCCAUAGGCUCAACAAGAUUAGAAGUCCCAGCAGAGAAGUCUCCUCGCAGACGGAGCAUCUCUGGGACCAGCAGCUCAGACAAAACCAGUCCCAUAGAUUCAUCAAACACCUCUCCAUUCAAAGUUCCUGUCACUUACUCUAGUGGCAGUAAAUGCUUCAGUUGCACAUCUGCUGCUGAAAGAGACCAGUGGAUGGAAAACCUACGGAGGGCAGUUCAGCCUAACAAGGACAACUGCCGUCGAGCUGAGAAUAUAUUGCGCCUUUGGAUCAUUGAAGCCAGAGAAUUGGCUUCCAAAAAGAAAUAUUUCUGUGAAUUGUGCCUGGACGAUACUUUAUUUGCCCGCACUACAAGCAAAGCAAGAGCUGACAAUAUCUUCUGGGGCGAGCACUUUGAAUUCUCAGGAUUUCCAUCCAUAAUUAACAUUACUGUCCAUAUCUACGAGGAUGUGGAGAAGAAGAAGAAAAAGGAUAAAAAUAACUAUGUCGGUCUAGUCAAUAUCCCCGUGGCCAGUGUGACUGGCCGUCCAUUUAUGGAAAAGUGGUACCCCAUCAGCACUCCCACUCCCAAUAAAGGCAAGUCUGGAGGACCUUCCAUCCGGAUCAAAUCUCGAUACCAGACCAUCAUCAUCCUGCCCAUGGAGCAAUACAAGGAGUUUGACGAAUUUGUCACUAACAAUUACACCUUGCUGUGCCGUGUGCUAGAGCCUGUGAUCAGUGUUCAGUACAAAGAGGAAAUGGCCUGUGCUUUGGUGCACAUUUUUCAAAGUACCGGCAGAGCCAAGGACUUUUUGACUGAUCUGGUGAUGUCUGAGGUCGAUCGCUGUGGGGACCACGAUGUCCUAAUCUUCAGGGAGAAUACACUUGCCACCAAAUCUGAUGAGGAAUACUUCAAGCUAGUUGGACAGAAGUAUCUGCAUGAUACCCUUGGUGAAUUUAUCAAGGCGCUGUAUGAGUCAGACGAGAAUUGUGAAGUGGAUCCUAGCAAAAGUUCACCCAAUGAUUUGUAUGAUCACCAGUGCAACCUCAAAAUGUGUUGUGAGCUGGUCUUCUGCAAAAUCGUCAACACCUAUUGUGUUUUUCCUCGGGAGCUAAUGGAGGUGUUUGCCUCAUGGAAGCAGCAGUGCCUCAACAGGGGGAAGCAGGAUAUCAGUGAGUGCCUAAUCAGUGCCUUGCUUUUCCUCCGUUUCCUCUGCCCAGCUAUCAUAUCUCAAAGUCUCUUUAACCUCAUGCAAGAGUACCCUGACGACAAUACAUCUCGGGCUCUCACACUAGUUGCAAAGGUUAUCCAAAACCUGGCAAACUUUACACGAUUUGGAAACAAAGAGGAAUACAUUACAUUUAUGAAAGAAUUUCUGGAACACGAGUGGGGAGGCAUGAAACACUUCCUGGAGGAAAUUUCAGAUGCGGACACCAUCUCCAGCACACCAGGAUUCGAAGGAUACAUCGAUCUGGGCAGGGAGAUUGCUGCCUUGCAUUCCCUAUUGUGGAAAGUGGUGUGCCAACUAGAUAAGGGUGAAAAUUCCUUUCUACAGACGACAGUUGAAAAACUCGGUCCUCUCCCACAGACCGUUUUGGACCUCGCCAAAGCUGUAUCAAACCCUACUCCAAUACAACAUCAACUGAGGCGGUUAACAGACCAUAGUUCAAGAUCAAAUGUGAGCCUGUCUUCGGGACUUCAGAAAAUAUUCGAGGACCCCACGGAUGGUGAGAGCAAACUGAUGCCACCAGCCAAGGGCCAGCUGCUGAGGAUCCAGAAUAAAACAUCAAGGAGCGCUGGAUCAUCAGAGCAAGGAGAUGACCCUUGCCAGGUACCAAAUGCGAGGAGCGUGUCUUUGAUGAAUCUACAGGAUCCCAAUGCCCCAUUAGGCUUUCCUGCAUGCACGAUGAAUGACAGCACUCUCAGCGCAACAGGGAGUCACCUAUCAGUCGGGGAGGUGGUUGGCAUUAAAGUGUUCUAUGGCAUGCCACAGAAUGCCCCCCAAAGUAGAGGGCCUGUGAAGCCUCCAAGACUCCACAAACCCCUAUCAUUCCAAAACCCUGUGUAUCAUGGUAAUACUUCCAUGCCCCUUCCUGCACCCGCCCAGCCAAUGCCACCCAGCCUCAUUCCUCCCCAGCAAAUGUCGACCCCCAUUCUAGGCCAUCCAAAGUCCACUGAGUCAGUAGAUUCUAGCCUGGAGAGCAUCAGUGUGACCAGCUCACAGAGUCAACACAGCAGUGAGCUAAAAACGAGUAGCCCUGGCAACAGCAGCACAGAAGACAUCACCAGGCGUAGUGUUAGAAGUGAAGAUCUUUUGCCACAUUGUUCAAAAAUUCAGUCCCCAGUAGAUACCGCCACAUUGUCACCAGUGGAAGGGACAGCUGCCUGGGUCCUCAACAAUGGCCAAUAUGAUGGUGACCAAGAAGAGGCAAAGCAUGCCGAAAAGGAAAAUAUGGAUGAAAUUUACACCUUAAUAGACCAAGUUGGAGAUGCAGUACACUCCCAAAAUGCCCUUGAAAAAUUUUUGAAGGAGUCUGACAAGAGAAUGUUACAGCACGUUGAAUGGUUAAUCAAGGCCCUUCUUUUCACAACAACAGUGACAGAAUAUAGGCAAAAUCAAAAGGACGAGGAGGAGAAUAAGUACAAGAAAUUUGAGGCAAAGGAAUCACAACAUGAUUUGAUCACCAGGACAGAGGAAGAACAAAUAGUCAGAAAUGACACCAUACAUCUUGAAAAUUCAGUGGAGGAGGACUUAAAGAACUUUUCCACCUUACCAGCAAUGGAUCAGCUAGCAAUUACGAAUAGAUUAGAGUAUCUAAGAGAGAAGUUAUUAAAGAUUGGACAGUGCUGCUCAUCCAUGGACCUUAUGGAUUUUACAAGCCCAAUGUCAUUGCCAAAUAUCAACCAUGUGAGUGUAAACACUACUGCUCCUACUACUCUGAAUUUGACACCCAACCAUGACUCUCGUAAAAGGCCCUCAAACCAGAGCUCCCUGUUGCAGCGUGCCAAUGUGAACCCACCAACAGAAAUCUGCCGGCAGGCUUUCAAACCCGCACUCCAUACAACAGACCUGGCUGGCAUGCUGCUGGCCCAUCGGUGUGGCCAACCUAUGCGGGCCGUGCCCUUCACCGGCAACAGGCUUCAGUCCUGCCUUAUCCGGCCAGUGCAGCCGGUUGGGAGGGACAUCCCCCACCAACUUCUACGGCUGGAUGGCCUCAUGAUUAUGUCCAUCCGACAGGUUUAA
Messenger RNA from Eublepharis macularius, 3519 nucleotides. Its product is annotated as ras GTPase-activating protein nGAP-like. NCBI's taxonomy places the organism in Eukaryota, Metazoa, Chordata, Lepidosauria, Squamata, Eublepharidae. Bases 1 to 3519 code for a protein of 1172 amino acids. Gene Ontology annotation, biological process: regulation of GTPase activity. The transcript has 18 exons. The record is from RefSeq and is a predicted model, not a curated record.